AUGGUAGAUCGCAAAGCGCGGACGUCCGAUGCCGUCCUGAACAUUGUGACAGCUGCAGGAGUUGCUGUCGUAUCCUAUUUCUUCGUCAAGAAUCUCCUUGCCUCCGUCUUGGGCAAUCUCGCCGACCCAGAGAAGGAGAAACAUGAGCAGGCUAGGAUAAGAGCCAAGGCAAACCUCGCAAGGAUACGCCGCAACGGUGAGAACGGUGCGGAUGGCACGGACACGGGCAGCUCGCGAAGGGGCCCACGCGUCGAGGACAUACAGCUCAAUGAGUACGAGAGCAUGGUCGCCCUCGAGGUUGUCGCGCCUGAAGACAUAGCCGUGAGCUUUGACGACAUUGGCGGCCUGGAGGACAUCAUCGAGGAGGUCAAGGAGUCGGUCAUCUACCCGCUGACGAUGCCCCAUCUCUACUCGCAUGCCGCGCCGCUGCUGUCUGCCCCGUCUGGUGUCCUGCUGUACGGACCGCCAGGGUGUGGCAAGACCAUGCUUGCCAAGGCCGUGGCGCACGAGAGCGGUGCUUCGUUUAUCAACCUCCACAUAUCGACUCUGACAGAGAAGUGGUACGGCGACUCGAACAAGCUUGUCAGGGCAGUGUUCUCCCUGGCGCGGAAGCUGGAGCCCGCCAUCAUCUUCAUCGACGAGAUCGACGCUGUUCUCGGCACGCGACGAAGCAACGAGCAUGAGGCCAGCGGCAUGGUCAAGGCCGAGUUCAUGACUCUAUGGGACGGGCUGACAUCGUCCAAUGCCGCCGGCGUUCCGUCAAGAAUAUGUGUUCUCGGCGCAACAAAUCGCAUCCACGAUAUCGAUGAGGCUAUCCUGCGGAGAAUGCCCAAGAAGUUUCCCGUCCCACUGCCGUCCAAGGACCAGAGACGUCGCAUAUUACAACUUGUCCUCCAGGGCACCAAGCGGGAUCCAGAGUUCGACCUAAACUAUAUUGCACAGGUCACUGCUGGCAUGUCGGGCAGUGAUAUCAAGGAAGCGUGCAGAGACGCAGCCAUGGUGCCGAUGCGCGAGUACAUCCGUGAGCGGAGGGCAUCGGGGCAGCCCAUGGUUGGUGUGGAUCCCGGCCGGAUACGUGGGCUCAGAACCGACGACUUCUUCGGCAGAAAGGGAGGCGGCCAGAUACUAAUGCAGAACCACGAACGUCACUCGCAACAGCGCAGGGCGGCAGCAGCUUCCAAGUCAUCAAGUGACGAGUAUGAGGAUAUUGAGGAGCAGGUUGGUGAGGCCCCAGACUAG
This is a messenger RNA of Cryphonectria parasitica EP155, 1239 nucleotides long. RefSeq names its product AAA-domain-containing protein. The transcript has 2 exons. Gene Ontology annotation, cellular component: mitochondrial outer membrane. The record is from RefSeq and is a predicted model, not a curated record. NCBI's taxonomy places the organism in Eukaryota, Fungi, Ascomycota, Sordariomycetes, Diaporthales, Cryphonectriaceae. Gene Ontology annotation, molecular function: ATP binding; ATP hydrolysis activity. The coding region runs from base 1 to 1239 and encodes 412 amino acids.